Messenger RNA from Mycetomoellerius zeteki, 724 nucleotides. RefSeq lists its product as uncharacterized. The record is from RefSeq and is a predicted model, not a curated record. Lineage: Eukaryota; Metazoa; Arthropoda; Insecta; Hymenoptera; Formicidae. Bases 193 to 702 code for a protein of 169 amino acids. The transcript has 5 exons. Gene Ontology annotation, cellular component: BLOC-1 complex.
UUGGUUAGCUCAGUGAUGUGGUGCAAAAAAUUGUAACAGUAUUUUUCAGAACAAAUUAUAAACAGACUUGAAAGAUAAAAGAGCGUAUCGUCUUAAAUCAAGUGUAUUGUUUUCUUAUUGAGACAAUCAAAAAUAAUAAUCUACAUAUUGUUGUUAUGAAAAUUUUAUUAUAAACAUCAUAUUUCCCAAAAAAUGGAUUUAAAAGCUGUAGUUGUUUCUGGAGAAGCUCCAGAGUCUGAUGAUGACGCAUCAAACAUUGUUACUGGCCUAGGAUUCCCUAUAAUACGAACACCAUCCACAUACUGCGGUACCAUUAUCUCAGGCGAAGCUCCAGAAUCUGAUGAUGAUUUAACAAGUUUAAGUAGUAUUAGCGGAGCAGUAGAUGCAAUGGCAUGUCCUCCUUACACAGAUCUUAAAAUCCCAAGAUCUAAAAAAAGUUCUAUCAAGUAUAAUAGUUUACUUCAUAAAAAAUUAUACGAAUGCAAUGAAACCUUGGAUAGAGACAUUCUGCAAAUGACCGAGGGCGCAAUCACAACCAGCGUACAAGAAUUGUCAGCUGUUAAUCGACAAUUGCUGCGAAGUGAAUUGGUGUUACAAGAGGCUGUGAGUCAAUUACGUAAUGCAUCCGGUCGGGUGAAGGAUGCCUCCGACGCUCUACAUCAACUCAUAAAUGACAACUUCUUGCAUUCCAUUAAAAUUUAACUUUUUUUUGCUAAACUUAUUA